AUGACAGAAAAACCAGUGCUCGUGAAGAAAAUCCCGACCGAUGCGUUGACCUACACGAAUUGCGUCGUCGUCUCCGAGCAGGAUUUUGACAAAGGGAAAACAAAACAUGUCACUCUGAGGAAAAGCAACAACCAAGAAUUCGCCUUUUCCGUCAAAUUCGACGCCGGUCUCAAGUCGGGAGAAUGUGGUGUUGGAGUGUAUCAACGCAAAUGGGCGAUGGUUUCGAUUGACGAGCAAGUUUUUCUCCGCUCAUACACAGUCGCGCAGAAGAAUUACAUCGGCACGAUCACUUUCUCGGUGGAUUUUCGCAAAAACGUCAAUGCUCCAAAGACUGUUCAAGAGCCGCUCGACUCGGAUCACAUGGCCCAAGAACUGUCGAUUUUGUUCGGCGGUCAAGUUUUCACACAGGGAAUGAUUCUCAUCUUCAAAUACUUCGAUAAAAAGACCGAGAAAGAAUAUCUCUUGGAUUUGACGGUGAAAUCAAUGGAAGGUUUGGGUGACAUGAACGCGAAACAAGACGCUGAACCGUAUAAAGUUCAAAUCGGGCAACUCUUCUCGAAUAGCAUCAUCAUUUUUGACAAAGAAGAGGGCAGUAUGAUCAAUUUGAUUGGAAAAAGCAAGGGAAAAUCAUCGUAUCGAUCAAUCAUCUCGCCAGAUUGGGACUUCCAAAAGUUGGGCGUUGGUGGUGUGGAUAAGCAAUUUUCGGCGAUUUUCCGACGUGCCUUCACCAGUCGACUCUAUCCACCGGAAUUCACGGAACAACUUGGACUUAAACACGUGCGAGGAAUCCUGCUCUAUGGUCCGCCGGGAACGGGAAAAACCCUGAUUGCUCGUCAAAUUGGAAAAAUGUUGAACGCAAGAGAGCCGAAAAUUGUGAAUGGGCCACAAAUUUUGGACAAGUACGUCGGUGAAUCCGAAGCCAACAUCCGUAAGCUCUUUGCCGACGCCGAAGAGGAGGCGAAACGAGCCGGUGCCAAUUCAGGACUUCACAUCAUCAUUUUUGAUGAAAUCGACGCAAUUUGCAAGCAACGUGGUUCUAUGGCUGGAUCCUCGUCGGUGCACGACACGGUGGUGAAUCAAUUGCUCUCGAAGAUGGACGGUGUCGAUCAGUUGAACAAUAUCCUUGUGAUUGGCAUGACCAAUAGGAAGGAUAUGAUCGACGAGGCCUUGCUUAGACCUGGUCGUUUGGAGGUCGGAAUCGAGAUCGGACUGCCCGAUGAGCAUGGACGAGUGCAAAUUCUCCGGAUUCACACGUCUAGAAUGAGGGAGUACGACAAAAUCGACAACGACGUGAAUUUGGAAGAGUUGGCAAAGAAGACGAAAAACUUCUCGGGAGCCGAAAUCGAGGGUCUCGUUCGCGCCGCGCAGAGUAUCGCCAUGAAUCGACACGUGAAAACGAGUGACAAGGUAGCGCUUGAUGAGGAAGCGGUGGAAAAGCUGAAAGUUUGUAUGAACGAUUUCGAGUUGGCCCUGGAGAACGAUAUUAAACCAGCUUUCGGUCGUUCCGAGGAGAGUGUGCAGAAAUUCUUGCGCCGUGGCUACAUUGGAUGGUGCGAUGAAGUGAACGAUAUUCUCAAGAAAGGAAGACUCUUGGUUGAGGCAACUCGUGAACCGGAAAGCAUUGGUUUUGUGACGUGCAUAUUGUCAGGUGCCUCUGGAUCGGGAAAAUCGUGUAUAGCGGCGAAGAUUGCGAAAGAAUCCGAAUUCCCGUUCAUUCGGGUGUUCUCUCCGGCCGACAUGAUUGGCUUCUCGGAAAUGGCGAAAUGCCAAGCCCUUCAGCGGGCUUUCUCCGAUGCUAUCAAGUCACCGCUGUCGAUUCUCUUCUUGGAUGAUAUUGAGUCGAUCUUGGAUUAUUCUCCAAUUGGUCCACGUUUCUCGAAUUUGGUCCUACAAGCGUUUCGAGUGUUACUACGAGAUCCUGUGCCUGAGGGUCAUCGUUUGCUCGUGUUGGCCACAUCGUCUGAGCGGGAAUUCCUCGAACAAGUUGGACUGCUAAAAUUCUUUGACCAUCAAAUUGACGUGCCGAUGUUGACCGAGCCGCAACAUCUGCUUCGAGUGAUGCACACGUCGCAGGCGUUCAAAGCCGAGGAGAUGCAGUCGGCCGUGCAACGUUUAGAGAAAAUCAAGAACGGCCGCGAGAUCGUGAUCGCGGUCGGGGUGAAGCGGAUGCUGGCGUUGAUCGAUUUCGUGCGGCGAUCCGAGGGCGACCGGGCGGCGUUGUUGAUCUCGGAGUUGGAGUCGAGUUGGAGUAUUCGGGAGAAAGUUCACGAAUACCCUUACUCUCCAACU
Molecule: messenger RNA, 2289 nt
Organism: Mesorhabditis belari
Lineage: Eukaryota; Metazoa; Nematoda; Chromadorea; Rhabditida; Rhabditidae
Source: the annotation of a GenBank genome assembly